This is a messenger RNA of Oppiella nova, 1297 nucleotides long. Lineage: Eukaryota; Metazoa; Arthropoda; Arachnida; Sarcoptiformes; Oppiidae. The record is from the annotation of a GenBank genome assembly.
AUGGUUGGCCACGAAAGGAGUCGUUUCGUGGAUCUGUCGGAUCAGUUAGCGGAUCAACUUAAGUGUGGUCUGUGUCUCAAUAUACUGGACAACCCGAUGGACACUCAUUGCAAACACACCUAUUGUCACGAGUGUCUGAAACAAUCGGUUACCUCUGGAAUCGGUGGUCGAAAGUGUCCCCAUUGUCGGCGAUCACUGACCACAGGUUCCCGGAAGAGAUCUCGCAGUGAUAUUGAUGACAAUAAUGUGCUGAUCAUAGGCCUCAAAGUCGUGGCUCAAGUGAAUCGGACCGCCAAGAAUUUUAUCGACAAAUUGCGGAUCAAAUGCCACAAUGAAUGCAAUGGAUGUCCAGAAGUGACAGAAUUGGAGCGAUUGGUCAUUCAUCUGAAGACAUGUGAGUAUAAAGUGUGUCAUAAGUGCGGCCGUAGAGACACCACAGAAGACGGACACAACUGCAUCGAUGUCCUGAAGACAGCAAACAAUGAGUUGAAACAAUUGGCACAGAAUUUGGAUAAUAAUUACAAGCAAUCACAGAAAACAUCGAAAACUGUGGCAAAACGAUUAGAUGAAUGCCAGCGCCGUAUGGAUGACUCGGAAAGACUUCGUCAAACACUUGUGAAUAAAUUGACAGAAUUGAGACAAAAGUUUAGAGAAUCCGAGAAACAGAAAACAAGGGACGACCACAUCCUGAGAUCCAUUUCCACUCAAUUGUCACCAAUUACUGGCUUUCAAACUGAUAAUCAGUUUGUCUUGCGUACGGAAUACCUGCUGAUCGGCACCUAUAGGGUUGACUCGAUUAACAUAGAGUUGUGUUCCGAUGGCCUGCGUUUGGCAGCCGUUCCCACAAAUAGCACACAAAACAAGACUAAUAUCUCAAUCGGACUGCCGUUUACUUGUAUAACACAACUCAUGUACUGUACUGACCCUUCACUACAGGUGCUGUUCAUUAAAAUCACGGCUGAGUAUUGCCUUAAGUUUUGCGAAAGUCUUCACAUGUGUGGACCCAACUCGUACGACAAGUGCACGUUUGACGUCCAGUCCAAUGAUUUGAGGGAACGGUAUAUAAAAGUGGUGGCGAUGAAGCGUUUUCAAUGCAAUUCAUUGUGUGACAUGAGUUUCAUUAGAAUUAUGGAUUACCUGAUGGACAGCCGUUGCGAAACUAUUUCAUUAUCACAGGCCCUAACCAUACGACCUACAAAUGCGGAUCCCACUGUUUAAUUAUAUAGUUAAUCAUAAUCUAUCUAUUGUACUCUAAUUAUUAUUUACUGGUAAUUUUGUUAUAAUGUUUAGAUAUACC